Messenger RNA from Nestor notabilis (Kea), 5137 nucleotides. RefSeq names its product inositol 1,4,5-trisphosphate receptor type 2. Gene Ontology annotation, molecular function: inositol 1,4,5 trisphosphate binding; inositol 1,4,5-trisphosphate-gated calcium channel activity. Gene Ontology annotation, cellular component: membrane; endoplasmic reticulum. The annotation marks the transcript as partial. Gene Ontology annotation, biological process: calcium ion transmembrane transport. NCBI's taxonomy places the organism in Eukaryota, Metazoa, Chordata, Aves, Psittaciformes, Psittacidae. The transcript is spliced from 38 exons. The record is from RefSeq and is a predicted model, not a curated record.
AUGCCUGAUAAGAGGCUCAAUGAGAUGAAAAAAUGGGUGGACUUGGAGAAGAACUGGGUGGACCUGAUUGUUUUGGCACUUAGGUUAGUGGAUGACCGGUGUGUGGUCCAGCCAGAGGCAGGUGACCUUGCUAAUCCUCCAAAGAAAUUCAGAGAUUGCCUUUUCAAGGUGUGUCCUAUGAACCGAUAUUCAGCUCAGAAGCAGUACUGGAAAGCCAAGCAAGCCAAACAAGGAAACCACACAGAAGCAGCACUGCUGAAGAAACUUCAACAUGCGGCAGAACUGGAACAAAAGCAGAACGAAAGCGAGAACAGAAAGCUCUUGGGUGAAAUUGUAAAAUACAGCAAUGUCAUACAGCUACUGCACAUAAAAAGUAACAAGUACCUCACAGUCAAUAAGAGAUUGCCGGCUCUGCUAGAGAAGAAUGCUAUGCGGGUGUCUCUGGAUACUGCAGGGAAUGAGGGAUCCUGGUUUUACAUCCAGCCCUUCUGGAAACUGAGGAGUGAAGGUGACAAUGUUGUUGUGGGAGAUAAAGUUGUCCUCAUGCCAGUCAAUGCAGGGCAGCCUCUACAUGCCAGCAACAUUGAGCUUCUAGAUAACCCUGGGUGCAAAGAGGUGAAUGCUGUCAACUGUAACACAAGCUGGAAAAUAACUUUGUUUAUGAAAUUCAGCAGUUACCGGGACGAUGUACUGAAAGGAGGAGAUGUUGUUAGGCUUUUUCAUGCAGAGCAAGAGAAGUUUCUGACCUGUGACGAAUAUGAGAAGAAACAGCAUAUUUUCCUUCGUACUACAUUACGUCAGUCAGCCACUUCUGCAACAAGUUCUAAAGCACUGUGGGAAAUAGAGGUUGUCCAUCAUGACCCUUGCCGGGGAGGGGCAGGACAGUGGAAUAGCUUAUUUAGAUUUAAGCAUUUGGCAACUGGAAACUACUUAGCUGCAGAGCUUAACCCACACUAUCCAGAAGGUAAUAAUGAAGGAAAAGCUUUGAGAGACGGCGACCUUCCUGCUUCAAAGAAGAAACGCCAAGCAGGGGAGAAGAUUAUGUAUACUUUGGUCUCUGUGCCACAUGGAAAUGACAUCGCAUCUCUCUUUGAACUGGAUGCCACCACUCUUCAGAGAGCUGAUUGCCUGGUUCCAAGGAACUCCUAUGUCCGACUGAGGCAUUUAUGCACUAACACUUGGGUCACUAGUACCAGCAUUCCAAUAGAUACUGAUGAAGAGAGGCCUGUGAUGUUAAAGAUUGGGACAUGCCAAACAAAAGAGGACAAGGAAGCUUUUGCCAUUGUAUCGGUUCCUCUGUCUGAGGUCAGAGACUUGGACUUUGCCAAUGAUGCAAACAAGGUGUUAGCAUCAACUGUUAAAAAGCUGGAGAAUGGAACAAUAACCCAGAAUGAAAGGAGGUUCGUAACCAAGUUACUAGAAGAUCUCAUUUUCUUUGUUGCUGAUGUGCCUAACAAUGGGCAGGAAGUUUUGGAUGUGGUCAUUAGCAAGCCAAACCGAGAACGACAAAAAUUAAUGAGGGAGCAAAAUAUAUUGGCUCAGAUAUUUGGCAUGCUCAAAGCUCCUUUUAAGGACAAAGGUGAAGGAUCGAUGCUGAGACUUGAAGAUCUAGGUGACCAGAGAUACGCCCCAUACAAAUACAUGUUAAGAUUAUGUUACAGAGUUCUCAGACAUUCCCAACAGGACUACAGGAAGAACCAGGAAUACAUUGCUAAGAACUUCUGCGUCAUGCAGUCCCAGAUUGGUUAUGAUAUUCUGGCAGAAGAUACCAUCACAGCUUUGUUGCACAACAACAGAAAGCUGCUAGAGAAACACAUCACGGCUAAAGAAAUAGAGACGUUUGUUAAUUUACUCAGGAGAAAUCGAGAGCCAAGAUUCUUGGAUUAUCUAUCGGACCUGUGUGUAUCUAACACCACAGCAAUACCAGUAACUCAGGAACUCAUCUGCAAGUUUAUGCUGAGCCCAGGGAAUGCUGACAUUCUCAUUCAGACCAAGCUGGUUUCGACACAAAUGGACAAUCCUUUGGAAUGCCCUGUCAUCUCAGAUGAUAUUGAUGAAGAGGAAGUAUGGCUUUACUGGAUUGACAGUAACAAGGAGCCUCAUGGCAAAGCCAUCAGGCAUCUGGCUCAGGAGGCGAAGGAAGGCACAAAAGCAGAUUUAGAAGUUCUUACCUACUACAGGUACCAACUAAACCUCUUUGCAAGAAUGUGUCUGGACCGCCAAUAUCUCGCCAUCAAUCAGAUUUCUGCACAGCUGUCAGUUGACUUGAUCCUACGAUGUAUGUCUGAUGAAAGCCUCCCUUACGACCUCCGGGCUUCGUUUUGUCGGCUGAUGCUACACAUGCAUGUGGACAGAGAUCCUCAGGAAUCUGUGGUACCUGUCAGAUAUGCCAGAUUGUGGACUGAAAUUCCUACCAAGAUCACAAUUCAUGAAUAUGAUUCUUUCACAGACUCUUCAAGGAAUGAAAUGAAGAGGAAGUUUGCACUAACUAUGGAAUUUGUAGAAGAGUACUUGAAAGAAGUUGUAAAUCAGCCCUUUCCUUUUGGAGACAAAGAGAAAAAUAAACUUACAUUUGAGGUGGUACAUCUGGCUCGAAACCUCAUAUACUUUGGCUUUUAUAGCUUUAGUGAGCUUCUCAGACUGACCCGGACACUCCUCGCCAUUCUGGAUAUUGUUCAAGUUCCUAUAUCAUCAUACUUCGAAAGGUUGAGCAAGUUUCAGGAUGGAGGAAACAAUGUUAUGAGGACCAUCCAUGGUGUAGGAGAGAUGAUGACUCAGAUGGUGCUGAGCAGAGGAUCUAUAUUUCCCAUUAGUGCCCCUGAUGCACAACCAAGCGUUCACCCAAACAAGCAGGCCAACACCUCAGACAGUGAAGAUGUGAUUGUAAUGGACACCAAACUGAAAAUCAUUGAGAUUUUGCAGUUUAUUCUCAGUGUUAGACUGGACUAUAGAAUAUCCUACAUGCUGUCUAUCUAUAAGAGAGAGUUUGGGGAAAACAACGAAAACGUUGAUUGCUCUACAACAUCCCCGCCUGACACACCAGGGAUUGCCUCAGCAAUUGUUCCAGAUAUAGAUGAAAUUGCAGCUCAGGCUGAGACCAUGUUUGCUGGCAGAAAGGAGAAGAAUGCAGUUCAGCUUGAUGAUGAAGGGGGCAGAACUUUUUUACGGGUCCUCAUUCACCUCAUCAUGCACGACUACCCGCCUUUGCUCUCAGGUGCUUUGCACCUGCUAUUUAAGCACUUCAGCCAGAGAGCAGAAGUUUUGCAAGCAUUUAAACAGGUUCAGUUGCUGGUGUCUAAUCAAGAUGUUGAUAACUACAAGCAAAUCAAGGCUGAUCUUGAUCAGCUACGUCUGACUGUAGAAAAAUCAGAAUUGUGGGUUGAAAAGAGCAGCAAUUAUGAGAGCGGAGAGGUGGGCGACAACCAAACCAAAGGGGGAGAAGAGCCAAUAGAGGAAUCAAAUAUUUUGAGUCCAAUACAGGAUGGGACCAAAAAACCCCAGAUAGACAGCAAUAAAAGCAAUAACUACAAUAUUGUUAAAGAGAUUUUGGUUCGACUCAGCAAACUUUGUGUUCAGAAUAAAAAAUGUCGGAAUCAACAGCAGCGAUUGCUGAAAAAUAUGGGUGCCCACCUGGUAGUCUUGGACCUUCUGCAGAUACCCUAUGAAAAGAGCGAUGAAAAGAUGAAUGAAGUUAUGAAUCUAGCCCACACUUUUCUUCAGAAUUUCUGUCGAGGAAAUCCUCAGAAUCAAGUUCUCCUCCACAAAAAUCUCAACUUGUUCUUAACUCCAGGGCUCCUGGAAGCUGAAACCAUGCGGCACAUCUUCAUGAAUAAUUACCUUUUGUGUAAUGAAAUUAGUGAAAGAGUGGUGCAGCACUUCGUACACUGCAUUGAGACCCACGGCCGUCAUGUGGAGUACUUGCGUUUCCUGCAGACCAUUGUGAAAGCAGAUGGCAAAUAUGUGAAAAAAUGCCAGGACAUGGUAAUGACAGAGCUGAUAAAUGGUGGUGAAGAUGUGUUGAUAUUCUACAAUGACAGAGCAUCAUUUCCAGUCCUACUCCAAAUGAUGUGUUCAGAGCGAGAUCGAGCAGACGAGAGUGGACCCUUAGCAUAUCACAUCACUCUAGUGGAAUUGCUAGCAGCUUGUACGGAAGGAAAGAAUGUUUACACAGAGAUCAAGUGCAAUUCACUCCUGCCACUGGAUGAUAUAGUGAGAGUAGUGACCCAUGAUGACUGCAUACCUGAGGUGAAAAUUGCCUAUGUUAAUUUUGUUAACCACUGUUAUGUGGACACUGAAGUGGAAAUGAAAGAAAUCUAUGCCAGUAACCAUAUUUGGAAAUUAUUUGAGAACUUCCUUGUUGAUAUGGCAAGGGUUUGUAACACAACCACAGAUCGUAAACAUGCAGACAUAUCUCUAGAGAAAUAUGUCACUGAGCCUGUAAUGAACAUUGUGAGUGGCUUCUUCAAUUCGCCAUUUUCAGAUAACAGCACCAGCCUCCAGACACACCAGCCUGUUUUUAUUCAGCUGCUGCAGUCUGCUUUUAGAAUUUACAAUUGUACCUGGCCAAACCCAACGCAGAAAGCCUCAGUGGAGUCAUGUAUCAAGACUUUGGCUGAAGUGGCGAAGAACCGUGGGAUUGCAAUUCCAGUGGAUUUGGACAGCCAGGUCAACACCUUGUUCAUGAAGAGUCACUCUAACAUGGUGCAGAGGGCAGCCAUGGGGUGGAGAAUGUCAGCCCGCAGUGGACCUCGCUUUAAAGAAGCUCUUGGUGGUCCUGCCUGGGAUUACAGGAAUAUCAUAGAAAAACUACAGGACGUAGUGUCCUCCUUGGAGCAGCAGUUCACUCCCAUGAUGCAAGCUGAAUUCUCAGUGCUGGUUGAUGUGCUGUACAGUCCAGAACUUCUUUUUCCAGAGGGGAGUGAUGCCAGAAUAAGAUGUGGUGCUUUCAUGUCCAAGUUGAUUAAUCACACAAAGAAGCUAAUGGAGAAAGAAGAAAAGCUCUGCAUUAAAAUUCUUCAGACAUUACGAGAAAUGCUUGACAAGAAAACUAACUUUGUGGAAGAGAGCCUUCUGUGUGGUUUCCUCUUAUCCAUAUUUCUGCAUAUUCCCAAAUUCUUUCAGUAUUAUUCACUCUUAA